Messenger RNA from Heteronotia binoei (common prickly gecko), 2894 nucleotides. RefSeq names its product SH3 binding domain protein 5 like (gene SH3BP5L). The record is from RefSeq and is a predicted model, not a curated record. Gene Ontology annotation, biological process: negative regulation of protein tyrosine kinase activity; intracellular signal transduction. Gene Ontology annotation, cellular component: cytoplasm. NCBI's taxonomy places the organism in Eukaryota, Metazoa, Chordata, Lepidosauria, Squamata, Gekkonidae. Gene Ontology annotation, molecular function: protein kinase inhibitor activity. Bases 577 to 1716 code for a protein of 379 amino acids. The transcript is spliced from 7 exons.
AAGUGAGCUAGAGAUUAGGGAGCUGCCAUGUUGUACGUCCGAAGGGAAGGCUCUUGGGAAGAGCACGGUUUCCGCUUCCGUUGAGGUUGGAGGGGCUGCAGCUGGAGCUGGAGCCCUGUCUCUGCUGUGCUCCUUCUGUUCUCCAAUCUCUGCUGCUGGCUGCUGCCUUGGAGGAGGUGUCUUAGGGGGUGGGUAGUGGAGGGGGGGUGGAGGACACGCCUUGUGGGGGGAUUUUCUCCACCCCCUCUGUGAGUAAGCAUCUGCUGUGUGUGCCUCCUUUCACCGCAGUGUCCCUGGGAUCAGUUUUACAAAGCUGAUCUGACUCGCUUCCAGUCUGGAUAACACACAGGAGCAGGAGUCGCCUCAUCGCUUUCCAGACUGGCACUGUAAGACCUGCCUGUUUCCUGCCUACUUUUCCUUGCUGCAUGUGCCAAAUGCAUCCCCGUGAGCCUAGUAGCCUUGUGCCAAAUCACCGCGGAUGGUCCUGGCAUUAGAAUGGUGCCCAGGAUCCUGUGACAAGGCCAACCCACCCAGACUGGGAAACUGGAGACUGCAGAGGGGCAGUGGGAGCCCGGCAUGGAGGGAUCUGACCAGCGGUUGGUGCUGGGCAUGAACAUGGGCGAUGGGCGGCAGACACCUCCUGGGGAGCUGCGGACUCCCACUGAAGAGGGGCAGGAGCAAAAAACACCUGUGCCUGAAACCAUCUGCGAUGGGGGUGGGGAUGCCAAGAUCCCCCAGAGGACAGAAGAAGAGGAGGAGGAGGAAGAGCUAGACCCCCGAAUCCAGGAGGAACUGGAGCAUCUCAAUCAGGCCAAUGAGGAGAUAAAUCGCGUGGAGCUACAACUGGAUGAAGCCCGUACAACGUAUCGGAGGAUUUUAUCCGAAUCUGCCCGGAAGCUCAACGCUCAGGGCUCCCAGCUGGGGAACUGCAUUGAGAAAGCACGUCCUUACUACGAGGCCAGGCGCUUGGCCAAGGAGGCUCAGCAAGAGACCCAGAAGGCUGCGCUUCGAUAUGAGCGAGCUGUCAGCAUGCACAACGCAGCCCGGGAGAUGGUUUUUGUGGCUGAGCAGGGCGUGAUGGCAGACAAGAACCGGCUUGACCCCACCUGGCAGGAGAUGCUCAACCAUGCCACAUGCAAGGUGAAUGAGGCGGAGGAGGAGCGUCUGCGCAGUGAACGGGAACACCAGCGGGUCACCCAGCUCUGCCAGCAAGCAGAGGCCAAGGUGCAGUCUCUGCAGAAGUCCCUGAAGCGUGUCAUUGUGAAGAGCAAGCCCUACUUUGAGCUGAAGGCACAGUUCAACCAAAUUCUUGAGGAACACAAGGCCAGGGUGACGUCCCUGGAGCAGCGAGUGGCCCAGGCCAAGAUGCGCUACUCGGUGGCCUUGCGGAACCUGGAGCAGAUCAGCGAGCAGAUCCAUGCCCGGCGGCUCCAACGCCUGGUCGGUCGGCGGGCCUCCCCAGUCGGCGCUGAGGCCAGCCCGGCACUGCUGUAUGGAGGGGCAGCACUGCCUCCUGAGCCGGCCUCCUCUGCCGACACUCUCUCAGUGCUCAGCUUCCAGACCAUUGCCUCUGACCUGCAGAAGUUUGAUUCGGUCGAGCACCUGCUGGGGCUGUCUGAUGCCGCCAGUCUGAACAGCGACGAGCUGGAGGAGCGGGAGCAGCGUCGCAAUGCCCAGCCCCACCCCUUCAAGCAUCACCGCAGUAUCAGCCUCUGACCCACACUCCAUGGCAGGAGAACAAGGGAAGGAUGGUUAAGAUAAGGAGGUGCGAGGAAUGGUUAGAGGGGGAGGUGCCUCUCGGAAUGCUCGGAUAACGGGGCUGUUUUGGUCUUGCCUGUCUGAAGCGUAGCCUGCAGGUGGAUUCUUAAACCCCCACCCCUAUUAGGUACGAUCCAGAUUAUCUGCCCCUGAAUACUCCCAACACUGUGGUGCCCAUCCGACCCCACUUGCUGUUGGGGAAUUUGGCAUUUGGGUCCCACUGUUGGGCUGCCCUCCCCCUCUUCCCUCAUCAUGCACUUGCUUCCUGACAGCAUUGCAUCCUGGAAGCUGAUCUCUUCCCGCACAAUUCUCGGAGCUUGUUGGGUUAUUGGUGAUGACACCAUCAUCUUUAGCAGCCAGCGAGUUGUAGGGAAGGGCUUGGGCAGGGGUCAGAGGGAAGAAACUCAAGCAGGGAUGAGUUAAGAAAACCUGUUGUUUGUUUUUACAUGAUUGUGUUUUGCUGGCUGUGGAGUGACCAAGCCGCAGCAGAGGGACCGAAGUGCUGAAGUUCCACUGCUCUGUUUUGGAGAGACACCACCCAGGGCUGUCAGUGCAGCCUUUUUAAAUAGAACUCUGAUGCCCCACCUGGGGGCUUCUUAACACACUACAGCAUAUCGGAGGCAUGCCCUUGUCCCUGUUUCCGUUUUCAUGCCUCCCGGGCGAUGGGAUACAACACCCUCUUUUUAUAGCUUCUCCAGCGUUGUCUGUAGGCCAACACUACAAAGAGGCUGAUGCCUUGAAGGUGCUGUUCAGUAACACCAGGAGAGAGGGGGAGGGAGCAGGUGCCAACAGCCUUGUCCAGCUGGGAUGGUUCCCCCACUCUCUCACCUACUUCAUGCCAUCCCGGUUUCCCCCAGUCACAUGACGAUGGCAUGUUUGCUUCGUUGGAUGUGGUUUGCACUAGCAGGUGGGGCACUGACGUUCUUAAGGAAGUUUCUGCUUGCUCCCUGCUCUUUCUCUCCUUUCCUUCCAGGCAACGGCGCCGCUUCCUGCCUCUCAAGCGAUUUUUCUAGGCUCAGGCUGCAAUGAGAACCAUGCCGGUUUGAGGCAGCCUUGAUUGCCACUUGGUGUGUUUGUAUGACCGGCUUCUGCUGUGUAUUUUAUUUAAAGUAAAGUUUAUUGCCCUAUAAAAAAAA